AUGGCUUCGUAUGUGUAUCCACCUGUUGUACCUCCUGGACAGACUCCUCCACUUGCUGUCAUUACAGAGUCCGACCAUCGAGCAUGGAUAUUCAUCACCGCGGCCUUGGGACUUUCAAUGACACUCCUGGCAACUGGUAUCCGGGCAUUCAUCAGAUGUGGUACCAGGUCGGCCUGGGGUCUGGACGACGGGACUCUGGGAGUGUCGACGUUGCUCUCAUUCAUCCAAUCGUCACUCGUACUUGCAGCAGCUUCAGACGGCUUGGGAAGAUCUGAAGUGACUACAUCUGGUGCGAGCAAAGAACGAGCUGAGAAGUUGUACUAUGCUAGCAACAUGGUCUACGUCCUCUGUCUCGGCUGCUCGCGUGUUGCCAUGGUCCUAUUUCUACGACGGCUUACACCCGUGAGGAUCCAUGUACGAAUACUGACAGCAUUGUUUGCAGCAGAAGCUGCUUGGAUGGUUGCUGUCCUCUUGGUGGUGGCUCUGCAAUGUGGUGUUGCCCAGCCUUGGGCUUUGGGCCGGCAUUGUGGUUCAGCAUGGUUCACGACUUGGGAAGCUGCAGAAGCGAUUGGUGCAACCUUCGAGCUGACUAUAUUCGCUCUCGCCGCCUGGACGCUCACAUGGAGGAUCAAGAUGCCAAGUAGCAAGAAAGCUGUCAUAAUUUCCUCCUUUGGGCUUCGUCUGGCGAUACUAAUCGCGGUCAUCGCCGCCCGUCUCUCGAGCUUCGACAAGGCUGGCUUCUUUACCGAUCCUACGCUUCACGAAGCAGUCUUUGUCUGCUGGACGCAAGCCGAGAUGAACCUCUCGAUUAUCGCCGCGACGAUUCCCAUUGCACACAAGUUCCUCUUAAGCCUGGUAACGAACUACGGCGGCGCUGGCGGUCGAAACAUGAGCGAAAGCAAGUACCGCACAUCACCAAGGCAUCCCAACAGCUCGAUCCGAAUGGAAAGCCUCAAAUCAACGCUAGUGUCCGGGACUUCGACAGACACGAACAACACUUUGAAGUCAGACAAUGACCAGAUUGAAACCUGCAUACACCAGGGCGACGAUCAUCGAUACAGCUACGAUAUCGACGGGGGUAGAAGUCGGCCGCCGCCCACCGAAGAUGGGAUCACGAACAUCUCCGAUGCAAUGAGUGUCAAGAGCACUGGAAGCCGCAAGAUGAUGAUUAGGAAGGAUGUGACAUAUCAAGUGGAUUUUGAGACAUGA
Messenger RNA from Zasmidium cellare ATCC 36951, 1209 nucleotides. RefSeq lists its product as uncharacterized. NCBI's taxonomy places the organism in Eukaryota, Fungi, Ascomycota, Dothideomycetes, Mycosphaerellales, Mycosphaerellaceae. The coding region runs from base 1 to 1209 and encodes 402 amino acids. The record is from RefSeq and is a predicted model, not a curated record. The transcript is spliced from 5 exons.